UGAGUGACGUGCGGCCGCCAUCUUUCUGUCCCGGGCAGCCAGCGCCAGUCGGAGCCAGCGCGAGCCGCCGCCGCCGCCAUCGCUGCCGCUGCCAAGUCCUCCGCCCGCUGCCCCCGCCAUGUCGGCCACCGCUGCCACCGCCCCCCCUGCCGCCCCGGCUGGGGAGGGAGGCCCCCCUGCACCACCUCCAAACCUCACCAGUAACAGGAGACUGCAGCAGACCCAGGCCCAGGUGGAUGAGGUGGUGGACAUCAUGAGGGUGAACGUGGACAAGGUCCUGGAGCGGGACCAGAAGCUGUCGGAGCUGGACGACCGUGCAGACGCACUCCAAGCAGGGGCCUCCCAGUUUGAAACAAGUGCAGCCAAGCUCAAGCGCAAAUACUGGUGGAAAAACCUCAAGAUGAUGAUCAUCUUGGGAGUGAUUUGCGCCAUCAUCCUCAUUAUCAUCAUCGUUUACUUCAGCUCUUAAACCCCUGAGGAGCCUGCCCUGCCCAGAGAAGGGCCUCUCCCCCCCACCCCCAGCUGCUCCUCCACCUCUCAGCCAUAUCUUCCAGCCCCACCUCCCCGGAUCCAUGUGUGUGUGUCGUGUGUGUGCCCCCUUGUAAAUAGCCAGCUGUUAUUUAUACAUAUAUAAUAUUAUAUAUAUUUGGUCUGUUUGUAGUUUUA
Molecule: messenger RNA, 666 nt
Organism: Kogia breviceps (pygmy sperm whale)
Lineage: Eukaryota; Metazoa; Chordata; Mammalia; Artiodactyla; Physeteridae
Gene: VAMP2
Product: vesicle associated membrane protein 2
Biological process (GO): vesicle fusion; vesicle-mediated transport; SNARE complex assembly
Cellular component (GO): SNARE complex; plasma membrane
Molecular function (GO): syntaxin-1 binding; SNAP receptor activity
Source: RefSeq, a predicted model, not a curated record